AUGUUCAACUUUACUGCGCCUGGAGAGCUGUGUGAAAAGCAGCGAAACGCGAGUACAAUUAUGGGUUCAAGCUACACAGCGGGUUCAGGAGCUCUUCAAGAGUUUAUGAGUUGCGGUCUACUAUCCUUCCCAUGUACUGAGUCCUUACCGUCACUCUAUCCGUACUCUAUGGAACAAACCUACUUGUCUUCGACCUCGGUACAAAAUGCUGAAUCUCACGGGUCGUCUUCUUCAAGUAUGUUCCCCCCAUUCUUUGAAUCGGUGAACUCGUCUCUCAUGUCGCCGCAACUAUCAGCUGGUCAUUCUUGUCUGCCCGAAUCUCAAGCCAAUCAGGAUGGUCAUUCUCCUUCUUCAUACGAUGGUACAGGUCCUUUGAUGAGAGGAUUCGGUCCAGGCAAUGCCUGGUCAGCAAUGACAUCUAAUCACUCCCAAAUAGCAGAUACUUUUGCCGGACUUGGUUUGAGCAACGAAUUGGCCAUGAUGACGGGAAGAUCCAGUCUGAGGUCAGACGAAGUCGCAUCUAAAACCACGCUACCCUUAUGCUCCAUCAGAGGAUUCCCCAGCAUUCACAACACAACCCCACCCGAAGGGCAAUUUACGUCAUUUCCCGGACCAACGUCUGACACAUUUCGAAGCGCCUCUUCGGCUAGUACAUAUGCAUUCGGACUGUCUACACGCGCCGGGUCCAGCACGAACUACAUAAUGGGGUCAACUCGGCAGGGUCCGUCUGCCGCAAAUGAUACCAACUUCAAUGUAACACGUGCCAAUCAUGGAGGGCACAUGUUUUCAGACACAUACGAUAACUGUACACCCAAAAUACGCUCACAAACUAGUCGAUGCUCUAAAAGCAUUGAAAGCAGAUGCAAACGAAAACGAUUCGCGAGUAACUUACCCCAGGCUGCAGAAUCCUCAAGUGAUUCCCGUAUCAGACCGGAUCCUUUGCCAGACAACAACAGACUGCACCAGGUGACAAACUUCUCAAAACCAGUGUAUUCAACUAAUGAGCUACGAUAUCCCAAGCAUCCCUUGUUAGACGAACUCCCGGCCAAGUAUGGUAGCAAGCUUUCUAAAACAUCUGAGGUCACCGGAGCAAUUUCUCUUCUAUCUGGCUUUGAUUACUCAUCCGCCUACUCGAAGCAUUCGCCAGCAAAUACUGCAGGACAGUGGCGACCACAGUUUAUCCAUUCAAAAACGUUUCACUCUAAAAAUAUCCGCUUCUUUACUGCAGGUUCAGGCCAAAUCCAGCUGUGGCAAUUCCUGCUCGAACUGCUGUCUGAUUCGCGAAAUAUCGCAUGCAUUACGUGGGAAGGAACUAAUGGGGAAUUCAAACUUGUCGAUCCCGACGAAGUCGCAAGACGCUGGGGAGAAAGAAAAUCUAAACCAAAUAUGAAUUACGACAAACUGAGUCGAGCUCUGCGCUACUACUAUGACAAGAAUAUCAUGUCCAAAAUUAAUGGCAAGCGUUAUGCCUACAAGUUUGAUUUUGCUGGUUUGGCACAAGCAAUGCAACCACCAUCCUGCGGGACUCCUCCAUCGGCUGAAUCAUUUGGUGCUUCAGACCAACAUGCUCUGGCUUCUUUAUUGAUACCAGGUAAUUCUGGAUUGAGCGAACAACUUCCGCGUUCCGGAUUAACACAGUCCCUUGGUUCCUACCCGACAUUGCUUUUACCCAACCAACUGACUUCGCCAGCGACCCAUCGAUUUUCUCAAUCGAACCUCAUCAGUGUAAGUAAUGAAGCCACCAAUAACCCACUGAACACUACAGCCUGGGCAGGCGCAACUCGUGGAGGUUAUCAAGAACCCUACACCAACCCCGUGCUAUCCACUCUACGCGACUACGGUACUUCAAACACUGCUGCCGACUUGCAAAAUGCAGGUGCUAACUACGCCUUGUCGAAUGGCAGACAUACUCCAGUUGCACCCAGACCAUUCAAUACCUACCAACAACCCACGGCGUCAUCUAGUUAUGUCAGUCAAUAUACUCCAGAUAUACUUCAUUCGGCUCGUAUGGCCGCGGCAGCAGCGUGCUUAAUAUCGCCGUUGAACAACACGGUUCUAUCUCAUUCAUCCCACUUCCCAUCGUUUGCAUCUGACGCCAGUCCUUCAGUUAACACAAGUGCACCAUCAACCGUUCUAGGAAACCGUGAUUCAGAAGCAAGUGAGAAUUAUGAUAAGAAGCGAUUUCAUGGUGCCGAUGUAUUCUGCCCUACCUCAGUAACGUCGUACUCAUUUCAACAGAACGUGUUACAGAACAAGACAAGGUCACGAGUAGCGAGCAGUUGUGUGGAAGAGUCACAGUCUGUUGCAUCAUUCCAUAGUGAUUCCUUCCUUGCUUUGAAUAAAGUUGAGGGGACUAAUACAUUCGGUCCAUCCGUUGCUGAAACAGGGAGAACUGUGACCGUUGAAGGUUCACAGUCACCAUCUGCUACAACAAGAUCAACACAUUCAUCAGAGCAUCAGUUUCCCACAACUAUCACCAAUGCGGAAAAACGCUUGGACGCACAAUCAGGUAGAGCACCCUUGAUGAAAGCCCGUCACCACCAUCAGCAAAAUAACCUAGAUUUCGAAGUUCGUCUUUCUGCAAAUAGCGCCCAACCCAGUGACCCGGAAUCCUGGCUGUCUCAACCCCUAUUCACAUACAACGUGGCCAAUUUAACCAAACCACCUACAGAGCUGGGCGAUUACUUUGGCCACAUGCCACCUUGA
Messenger RNA from Opisthorchis viverrini, 2706 nucleotides. RefSeq lists its product as hypothetical. Gene Ontology annotation, molecular function: DNA-binding transcription factor activity, RNA polymerase II-specific; sequence-specific DNA binding. The record is from RefSeq and is a predicted model, not a curated record. Gene Ontology annotation, cellular component: nucleus. Bases 1 to 2706 code for a protein of 901 amino acids. The transcript is spliced from 3 exons. Gene Ontology annotation, biological process: regulation of transcription by RNA polymerase II; cell differentiation. Lineage: Eukaryota; Metazoa; Platyhelminthes; Trematoda; Opisthorchiida; Opisthorchiidae.